This is a messenger RNA of Grosmannia clavigera kw1407, 435 nucleotides long. RefSeq lists its product as uncharacterized. The transcript has a single exon. NCBI's taxonomy places the organism in Eukaryota, Fungi, Ascomycota, Sordariomycetes, Ophiostomatales, Ophiostomataceae. The record is from RefSeq and is a predicted model, not a curated record. Bases 1 to 435 code for a protein of 144 amino acids.
AUGUUCUCGAUCCGUCUCCGGAUCAUUAUUGUCAGCGUAGACUCUUCCUCGACCGUGGCCGUCGCAUCCACAUUGGCGAACGGUCCCUGGUCUAGCAGGACAGAUGCGAGCGAUUGCUCCCACUCGGCGGCGGUACAUGGCGCGGUCUUCACCCGCAACUUGUCGAUUCGACUGUGCCGCACUGGUGUUGAGAGUCAGAACAAAUAUACCUGCUACCCGUUCCAGAGUAAACAAGGCAGGGGCCCACCCAAAGACGGCCAAAACUUACGCGUUAAAACAUAUGGAGCCACGCCCUCGGUCGCCGCCAAUUUCACAUCAAACGGCCCUGAGCUGGGGAUGGUUGGCGACACGCGGACGAGGACAAAGGACCCUUCCUCGUCAGAGCGGGGAAUCCUCACCACAUGGGGUGACUCUUCGGCCAUAGCGGGCGUUUGA